Messenger RNA from Solanum verrucosum, 608 nucleotides. RefSeq lists its product as uncharacterized. Gene Ontology annotation, molecular function: protein binding. The transcript has a single exon. Lineage: Eukaryota; Viridiplantae; Streptophyta; Magnoliopsida; Solanales; Solanaceae. The record is from RefSeq and is a predicted model, not a curated record. The coding region runs from base 21 to 605 and encodes 194 amino acids.
UUCCUUUCAAAAACAAAAACAUGGAUUGGUUUUCUUGGCUGUCAAAAACAGAGCUAGAGCCAUCUCUUGUUUAUGAAUAUGGUCUAGCAUUUGCUCAUAACGAGCUAGAACAAGACGAUAUCGCGUAUUUCAAUCACGAGUUCCUUCAAAGCAUGGGCAUUUCUAUAGCCAAACACAGGCUAGAAAUCCUCAAACUUGCCAAGAAAGAAAGAGGAAAUGUUCCGAAUUCAAUGUCAAAGAUUCUCCUGGUAAUGAAACGUACAAAGAAACGUUUUUCAAAGUAUUUUAGGACGUGGAUUCAUCGCGAUGAAUCAGCACUUGCACUUGUGUCAAGAAGAAGUUACAGUUCAAGAAUUUGGAAGAGGACAAAAAUGAUGAAAAGGAACAAGAGUGUUGUGGCACCAGCAAAACAGAGUAGUAGAAGUAGUACUUUGCUGCUUACAAAUGGUAGUCCAAUAUUUAUGUCGAGUUCAUUAAGAAUGGAUAGUUUUUCGCGCGCGAUGGUUCAUGAGAAGAUGGAGAUUGAUUGUGGUGAUUAUUGGGGUUCCUCUGUAGUUGAAGAGAUCAAGUGGGAUUCAAUGUUUCAAAAUAUGAAACCAACUUGAAUU